Mercenaria mercenaria is the source of this 12888-nucleotide messenger RNA. Its product is annotated as probable helicase with zinc finger domain. Gene Ontology annotation, molecular function: metal ion binding; helicase activity; protein binding. The coding region runs from base 75 to 5204 and encodes 1709 amino acids. Lineage: Eukaryota; Metazoa; Mollusca; Bivalvia; Venerida; Veneridae. The record is from RefSeq and is a predicted model, not a curated record. Gene Ontology annotation, biological process: regulatory ncRNA-mediated post-transcriptional gene silencing. Gene Ontology annotation, cellular component: P granule; cytosol. The transcript is spliced from 24 exons.
AUUAUGACGUCAUUUUCCUGGCAUGGCACAGGAAGUUGGAAAAGUAAGUAUCUCGAUGCCUCACACAAGAUUAGAUGAUGGAUAACGAGGCAGAGGAGGAGGCACCACCUCAAACCCAGGGUCAGAGUUCACGACAUCAGGGUCAUGGUGCAAGUCAAAGGGCACGUGCAAAUGAAAUGACAGUCAACACAACAAUAGCUGCAGUCACAGAAUUGAUAAAACUAAAAAAGUUUCAUGAAGCUCUAGAAUACUGUAAUAGAGGUCUGACUCAGUGUGGUAAUAAUGAAAAGCUUCUAGAGAAAAAGAUUAAGAUUCUGUGUCAUCAGGGUAACUUCGAAGAUGCUUACAGUGAGGCACUUAUCUGGUUACAGAGGGAGCCCAGGCACCCAAUAGCAAUAAAAGAGCUAAAGAGAUUGAAGAUUGUUCUAGAUGCACUGAAGGACCAGGACUCGGAUGAAGAACUGCCCCCAGCUAUACCUGUACAGAAAACAGACAUGCUCGACACUUCAACCUUGGCUCAACCAUCAGCUCAUCAAACAGUUACACAACAAGUGUAUGCCCCGCCUAAUGCUAAUAACUCAGCAAAACCAGCUCAAUCCAUUGACCUGUCCUGCUCAUUUUGUAACAUGACCUUUGAUACAAAGAGUGACCUUGACACUCAUUGCCGUAGUGAUGAACACAAGAAGAACAUAACCUCAGACGAGGGACACAGUUGGAAAUACCGGCCACCUCCUCGAGGCCUUGUCGCAGAUGAUUAUACAUUAUGUCAAAGGUACACUGCAAGUGGACGUUGUCCUUAUGCUGACAAGUGUAUUGAGGCCCACUCUGCAGAGGAGCUGGAGGAGUGGCGAGAAAGGUUCAAGUUCAAACGGCAGCAACUACAGAUGGCAAAAGAUAAACAUCUCCAUGGUAACACAUACCCAGAACAGCUCAUGGAGAAACUCAUGACAGCAGAGUAUCCCAAGUCUGUGAUGGUUGCUAGUGUAGAUUAUGCGAAGGUGAUAGUAAACUCUGAUCUCAAGGUUAACAUGAUCUCCAAGAAGUGCACACAUGCGUGGACAUUCACCAUUACCAGUAAAAUUUGUAUAUUACGAGUGGUAUUACUUGAUGAAGCAGUGUCAAAUUACUUCUACAUAUCCAGUAUAUCUGUCGGUCCAAAGAAAACUCAGAAAUAUCAGAAUCUGGAAAAUCACUGCCAGGAAUGGAAAAACCCAGAAAUCACCAUAAACAGACCAGGGGAAUAUGUAUACAGGGUGAAAGUAGUGUUUAAAACAGAUAUAUAUGGUACAUUUCGUGAGACCCUGGUGUUUGAUUUUGGAUCUGAGCCAGUGUUGAGUAGAGAUAUGCAUGUUGAAUCGGCUCCUGUUACAGAUACAGAAAAAGUUUUGUCAGAAAUCCGACUUAGUCAACAGGGACGCUGGCUGGCUGAUCAAGUUCAAAUAGUAGAAUAUAAACAGAAGGCUCCUGAGGACCAGAAGUCUAUAGACCUGCUGAAGAAGUACUCUCUGCCAGGUAUGAACAAGUUCAAGUUCUCAGAACACCUCAUGCAAACACCGACCAAGGAGAACUACAGGCUCUGGAUGCAUCAGAUGCUUUAUGUUGAGGAGCUCUCACAGAUUGAUAAAAUAUCCAAGUUUAACAUCACCACAUCAUUACAGCUAGUGAAUCGUUUCUUGUUGAUGCCAGGGUCCCUGUCUGCAGCCAAAUUUGCCCAGGAUGGGGAACUGUUUGCACGUAUGAAGUUGGAGGAUGACCUCUCUGUUGACUCAGUUGCAGGACGACUGAUUUUAAAGAGUACAAACCUUGUGUGGCUGGCCCCACAUAAACCUGGAUCCAAAAAUAAUGCACUACCUAAAAAGGUUUAUGAAGCAGUAAUAGAGGACAGAGGAAAGAACUUUAUAUUUUUACGACUGUCCAGUGAGUGUGUGGAGGAACUGCAGCUCACCUGUGACCAGGAAUUUUCUGUAGAGGUUCAGUUCCAGUUGAAUAGACUUCAUUUCUGUGAGAUGCACCAUGCUGUAGAUGCCCUAUCCACUCUCGAUAUAGUCUUCCCACCUACACCAUCCCUCACAAUGAUGCCUCCAGUUGACUGGACAUGGAAAGAGGAUGUUGGAGACAGGACUAAUGAGGAUCAAAGGGAGGCUAUCAGGAAAUGUGCAGCAUAUUCCCAUAUGGCAGUACCUCCCUUGCUUAUUGUUGGUCCUUUUGGAACUGGCAAAACAUACACCUUGGCACAGUGUGCAAAACAUGUCCUGCUAGAAGAAAACACAAGAAUAUUGAUAUGUACCCAUUCUAAUAGUGCUGCUGAUAUUUACAUAAAAGAGUUUUUACAUCCGUAUGUAAUGGAGGGUAAUCUUGAAGCGCGACCACUGCGAGUUUAUUACCGUCACCGUUGGAUACAGACUGUCUCAGAGACUGUUCUACAGUAUUGUAUACAGGAACAGUCCGGCCCACAAGCUGGUACUUUCAGGGCCCCACAGGUAGAAGAUGUAGAGAAGCAUAGAGUAGUUAUCACUACAUUGAGUACAGCUCGGUUACUGUCUGACCUGGACCUUCCUGCGGGAUUCUUCACUCAUAUAUUCCUGGAUGAAGCUGCACAGGCAUUGGAAUGUGACAUGCUGAUUCCCCUGUCCCUAGCAGGGCCUCAUACUAGAGUAGUACUAGCCGGGGACCAUAUGCAGAUGAGUCCUGAAGCAUUUUCUGACUUUGCAAGACAACAAGAGUUCCAUAAGUCUUUACUAGAACGUCUGUAUGAUAUGUACCCGGAUGAAAGUCCUAGUAAAGUGAUGCUGUGUGAGAAUUACCGUGCCAACAGAGCCAUCAUUGAGUUCACAUCGGAGCUGUUUUAUGAUAACAAACUGAAGGCUUCUAAAGAUCCUAUAGCUCAUAGUGUAUACUAUCCUCUGACAUUCUUCACUGCGAGAGGAGAGGAGGUUCAGCAUGAAAAUAGCUCAGGAUAUUUUAAUAUUGCUGAGAUCUACGAGAUAAUUGAGCAGGUGGAUCAUCUUCAGAAACACUGGCCUCCAGAAUGGGGUGACUUUGAUGAGAACAGUAUAUGUGUGGUGGCUCCCUACUCUGACCAGGUGAUGCACAUCAGAAGUGAACUGAGAAAGAAGAAAAUGUUCAAAGUGUCUGUGGAGAGAGUUGUAAAUGUUCAAGGAAAGCAGUUUCGUGUGAUAGUGAUGAGUACAGUGCGUACAAGGUUCACAUGUCCAACUGAUGCUGCAGCCGCAGACAAGCUAGAUCUAGGCUUCCUGUCCAAUAUUAAACUUUUAAAUACGGCCAUAACCCGCGCACAGUCGUUAGUUAUAGCUGUGGGUGACCCUGUCUCGUUAUGUCUGGCUGGAAGGUGCAGUAAAGUAUGGGAGUAUUACAUAGAGGUUUGCAAUGAUAACAACAGUUUCUUUGGGAUGACUGAACCUCACUUGAGGUCCCUGCUCAACAAUGCAGAGAUGACAAAGACUUACAUACUCAACCCUCUCGCCCCAGAGUUCAUUCCAAAAGCCUCAUAUCCCGGGCAGCAAGGACAGCCUGUAUUUAUUACACAUCCUGGUCAGGUGGGUCAAGCAGUUGGUUGGCCUCCUAAUCAUCCAGCAGCAUACAGGGGACCGCAACCAUCAGGACCCUUUAUGGAUAUGCUAUCCUUUAAUGGAAACCCAUAUAUGCCAAUGAUGUACCCAUCACCUUACCAGCCAUAUCACCCAUACAUGGGACCACUUGUAUACAGACCCCACCCUGGCAUGUACCCUGCAAUGGGAGGGAAAGGUCAAGUGAGGGGAACUCUACCUAAACAGUCUGCAGCAAACAAAGCUAAGGUGGCGGCACAGCCAGUCCUUCCUGUGCAGCGAGAUGAUGAAGACCGGAGUGACUCACCGAGGGCAACAGCCACGCCCCCAAAAUCUGCAGCAUCAAAGCAGCAGUCUGGGACAUUGGGAUCACAGUCUACAAAGAAAUCUGGCCAGAAAAGGAUGGUGACAGUAAAUAUGGUGCCUAGAAUGCCAAUGUAUCAACCGUACUACCCUUAUCCGCAGUAUGUCAUCCCACCAGAAGAUCCAAGGUACAUGCAAAUGGCAAUGCAGGCUCCAUAUUACUACUCCUAUCCCAACAUGCCACGCCCACCAUACCCUUACAUGAUGCCUCAACCAGUUCAUGUGCAAAUGCAGCCAAGACCUGGUUCAGGAAGUGUGUCGCCUGCAAGUUCUUCAGAUGGCGCUGUGAAAGGGAACCACCCUACAUCCCCUACUGAUAGUAGUCAAUCAGAUGCACUAUCUAUGUCACCAGGUUCAAAUACUGGGCAGCAUAUUCAGUUACUUCCAAAUGUUAAACAUGUUCCAACACACUUGCUGUAUGGUACACCAGGAAGUGGCAGUAACUCGCGCUCCAGCACUCCUGUUUUGACAAGUUCGCCUGCACCUCAGCAGCAGGGUGGCAUAGCAAAAGAUAGCCCCAGGAACUCUCAGGGAGAGAUGGAAUUCCCAACAUUUAGAAGAAGGCAGCAUAGUGGCCCACGACCAGUCUCUCAGAGUCCAAGUUACAGCUCUCAAGGUUCUCAUGAAAGCUCCACUUCCCCUGUGUUAAAUGGAGAUCAAGCUUCUACUGUGUACAAAACGGAAACUCAGACCGGGGUUCAUACAGAGACAAUAGUGAAAUCACAGAGUCAGUCAAUUUCAAAAUCAGAGAAGCAAACAAUUGCGGCUAAAGCACCAAGAGCCCUGAAAUUGAACACUAAUACAACUGGGUUUAGUCGGCAAUUCAGUGAUGAACUUGGAACACCAACUGAAAUCACAAACAUAGUGAGAAUGAUAGAAGAAAAUAUUGAUGAAGUUGAUGAAGAGGAUGUUGAAAGGACUGCAGACAUGCUGUUUAGAAAGGAGGCUAUGCAUCACAGUAAACCGUCGCCUCCAGCAGGAAAACUCUUUCUCAAUCUUCCUGUACGAACUCCUGCAAGCGAUCCCCCUCAGUCUUCAUCUGGCAGUUCACACGAAGAGGAUCCCAUGCCAUCAUAUGCCAGAGCUGUACGACAACAGUUGCCAUCCUAUAGGGAGACAGACUUUGACCCAUCAAUGUUAGAGCCCCAGACACCCAUGACACCUGCUGGGUUUCAUACUCCGGGAACAGAUAUCAACACUGACCCUCUAGAACUCCUGCGUAAUCUCAAUAUCAAUAAUGAUAACUUAAAUAGGAGUGCCCAUGGUCACUUCUGAAUGAAAAAUCAUGUUUAGCUUUGUUGUUAUAAACGUGUAAAAAAUGGGAACAUUUUAGGUAAAUCACCUUUGUUUUGGGUAGAUUGUGUAUAUCUUAGAGGCUGAUAAGUUUUACAGCAAUUAGUCAUUACCAUAAGGUAAUCUGUUUUCCAGAAACUGCAAAAUUCUAUAUUUUUUAAAAUAAGGCAGUUUUAUGUUGUUAUAUAGAUUUGAAUCAUUUUGGAAUAGUAAGUGAAGUUAAUCAGGGCUCAAGCUAGGUCCAUAUUUUGGGGAGGUCACUUGUCCCUUCAGCUGAUUAAGGGAGAAGUUGAGGGACUUGUAGCAGAUAUAUUUUUCAUACAUAAAAAAAGCUUAAAGCACCUCACUGCACCAAGCUUUUGAAAAGAUAUGUAGGCACAGAUCUGAAAAUAAUUUAAUUUUGCUUGUUUCUGAAUAAAACCAUUUAUAUUACCAUUCAUUUUCUUAGUUACAUCAUUUCCCAUGCAAUAAUUAUAGUUUUGAUUUAAAAUUAUGAAAAAAAAUGUUUUCAAAAAUACAAGCUAAAUAGUUCUUAGGUAGGCAUAUGUGAAACAGAUCAGUACAAUUAUAUGUUAAUUAAUCCACAUUUGUAAAUAAUUUUGGGGAUUUUAAGGACUUUGAGAUCAAUUUCUAGACCUUAUUUGUGUUUAUUUCUUUUAAAAUUUAAGGUUCUGUCUCUAUCUAAGGUGUUGAUUUUUGCAAUAUCUUGUAUCAGGGUAGUUGAGUAACCCGAUAUGGCAGAAGUUUUAUCUCCAUUAAGAUAAUUUUACAAGUAGAUUGCUGAAAAAAGUGGAAUCUACAUUUAAAUCCUUGUAAAGUCGAACAGUAGAUACCAGCAUUUUUAUGCCCCCGAAGGGAGGCAUAUAGUUUUUGAACUGUCUGUCAGUCUGUCGGUCUGUCAGUCUGUCCGCAAUUUUCGUGUCUGGUCCAUAUCUUUGUCAUCGAUGGAUGGAUUUUCAAAUAACUUGGCAUGAAUGUGUACCACAGUAAGACGACGUGCAGUGCGCAAGACCCAGGUCCGUAGCUCAAAGGUCAAGGUCACACUUAGACGUUAAAGGAUAGUGCAUUGAUGGGCGUGUCCAGUCCAUAUCUUUGUCAUCGAUGGAUGGAUUUUCAAAUAACUUGGCAUGAAUGUGUACCACAGUAAGACGACAUGCAGUGCGCAAGACCCAGGUCCGUAGCUCAAAGGUCAAGGUCACACUUAGACGUUAAAGGAUAGUGCAUUGAUGGGCGUGUCCGGUCCAUAUCUUUGUCAUCGAUGGAUGGAUUUUCAAGUAACUUGGCAUAAAUGUGUACCACAGUAAGACGACGUGUCAUGCGCAAGACCCAGGUUCGUAGCUCAAAGGUCAAGGUCACACUUAGAUGUUAAAGGAUAGUACAUUGAUGGGCAUGUCCGGUCCAUAUCUUUGUCAUCGAUGGAUGGAUUUUCAAAUAACUUGGUAUGAAUGUGUACCACAGUAAGACGACGUGUCACACGCAAGACCCAGGUCCGUAGCUCAAAGGUCAAGGUCACAGACGUUAAAGAUCAUUUUUCAUGAUAGUGCAUUGAUGGGCAUGUCUGGUCCAUAUCUUUGUCAUUCAUGCAUGGAUUUUAAAAUAACUAUGCAUGAAUGUGUGACACAGUAAGACAAUGUGUCGUGCGCAAGACCCAGCUCCGUAGGUCAAAGGUCCUUAACUCUAACAUUGGCCAUAACUAUUCAUUCAAAGUGCCAUCGGGCAUGUAUCAUCCUACGGAGACAGCUCUUGUUUUGUUUGUAAUAUUUCUAAGGAGACAGCUUACAAGUUUUUCCUAAACAGUGGAGGUUAAAUAUUUCUGUUUACCAAAAUUAUGCGUUUACAAAACUUGCACAUGUUGAACGAUGAAGGACAAAGUGACGAAGAUGUGAGUCACUAAUUUGCUGCAUACAAUUGCCUCUAAUGUAAAGUAUAAUCUGAUUCACUUUCACUCGUAUUGUAAAAAUUUCACAAGCGCAUUAAGUAGGUGGAGCUCAAAUUAUGCCCUAGGCAUGUGUUCAAGUCUUGUUGACACACUUGUAAACUAACAGGCCAGUUAUCAGUAAUUAGAAAAGUGUAGAUAAAAAGAAUCUGGUGGUUUGAAUUUCACUUUGAGCAAAGUCAGGAGCUUCAAAGGGACUACUUUGCUACUAGUUGCCCCCAAGCUUGAACCCUGAGUUAAUAAAUUGUAAUUUUGUUAUCUGAAGUUUUUUGCAUUUUUAAGGAAAGCAAAACAUAGUUUUUAACUGUAUCACUGCUUGGGAAAUGGUUUGGUCAGUAGCGUAUUUAAUGUUCCCUGAUAUUGAUGCCAAGUUAAUGUGAUGUUAGUCUUCACCUGUAGAUUGAUUACCUUUUUUAUAAGUGAGUAUUCUUCAAGUUUGUAACAAAUAGUCGCUAUGCUCACAUUAUAGUUCUGUAAACUUAGUGUCUAGAUUUUGGUAGUGUCCAGCACUAUGAUGUAUUUACAUACAUUAUUUUUUAUUAUUAAUUGAUGUACCAUUCAGGUAUAAAAGAUGGUUUCUUGUAUAUUUGAUAGUGUUUUUUUCUAGGGAGUCUGAUUAUAUUGAAAUGUGCUGGUCACUAAAACCUGCAUUUUCUCAUUCAGUAUAAUAUUUUAACUUUGUUGAGUAAAUAUUGUCAUCAUGGUAUGUAAAUAGUGAAUAUUUUUCUAAUCUUGCAGGGUUUUUUUCAUCUCGACUGUUAUAAAGCACAAAUUAGCAAUUUAGCACCUGACUUAAAAAAUUAUUUUUCUUGAUCAUGUAAGCUGUAUAGUGAAUUGAAUGAGACAUUUUUAAAACAUCUUGUAUUAUAAUACUCUAUGCCAUACAACAGUAAUAGCUUGAUAUUAGAAAUGGUUAUUUUGUACAGUACUAGAGAUUGCAUAAGAAGAAUAUUCUAGCCUCUUUGUGGCCUGGUAUAUUGAUUGUUUGUUACGUAUUUGAAGUACGAUAUAUUGAUACUGAUUACGUACUUGGUGUUGAUAUUUUAACAUGUGUAACACAGCACUUUAUAUGUUUGUGCACUGUUUACACAUUUAUAUUUAUAUUGUAUAUUUAUUCCAUUUUGAAAGCAUCAUUAACUUGCUUCUUGAUAAAUUGUGUGCAUUUUCAACAUUACUCCAUUUUUUUGCAGAAUUCUUCAAUUUGCAUCACACAAUAUUCAGAGAAGUAUCUGUUUAUUGUAAAUAUUAACAUUUCACUUGUUGUGUCAUGUAUCAUAUGAGGUAAUAUGUCAAAUUUAAUCUUGUAUAUCAUUGCAUUGUUAACACAUGAGCUGCACCAUGAGAAAACCAACAUACUGCAUUUACGACCAGCAUGGAUCUAGAACAGCCUGUGCAUCAGUCUGGUCAGGAUCCAUACUGUUCGCUAACAGUUUCUGUAAUUGCAGUAGGGUUUGAAAGCAAACUGCAUGGAUCCUGACCAGACUGCGCGGAUGCACAGGCUGAUCUGGAUCCAUGCUGGUCGCAAAUGCACUAUAUUGGUUUUCUCAUGGUGUGGCUCAAUUAUAUAUCUGAUUGAUGUGAACUUUCUGGAAUUCCAUCCCACAUCUGUCUCAGUCAUUGAGCAUGCAUUAAGUGCAUGAUGAGAAGUUGUAUAUAUGCAGAAAAUGGACCGGGAACAUUUAUUGCUUCAUGUCACUGAAAUGCUACACAUUUUCCUGCUGCUUUUGUGCAUGUGUUGCUAGGCAACUGCUUUUAGUGCUCUUACUACCAUUACUUUAAAUGGAUGAAAUUUAUGUGUUGGAUUUACUGUGUUUUGGGUAAGAAAAGUGUGCAUCUAGGAUAGCAUUCUGAUGUUCUACUAACAAGCUACACGGCUGCUUACACAUUUUCUCCCCAAAUCGUGAAACAUAUUCUAAAAAUGACAGUUGUAUUACAGACGGUUUGGAUACCGUAAAAAUUGCAACAGAAGUAAUAAUAAGCCCUUCCUGUUGAACAAUGUACAUUACAGACUCAUUCUAUCAUAUAGAUUAACAGUUCACUUGCAUUUCAUCUCAUUUUUUUUGUGCUAUGAUUAUGAAAAUAACAUAUUUGUACAAUCAUUGUAUACUGUUUAUUAUUAAUAUACACAUAUUUCUUUUUUUCACUUGUUAUGAAAAUGGUGUGAAUCACCCUGUACUAAUAUAUAUAUAUAUAUAAAUAAAACUCACUUGUGUAUUGAAAGUGCUUGUUCUUUGCGACUAAUGUAACAUAUUAACACAUGUAUUUGAAAUAUAAUUGGAGUAUUUUGUAACCAUGUUAUACAAGUAUGUAUCAUUUAUCAGAAACAUUUAAUCACAAAGACUGCAUUAGAGCAAAUGUAUGUCGCAAGGACACAAGCAUUUUUAUUCACAUUACUUCUAAUAUUUUCAGGUAAGUCCCAUUUUUAAGUAGCACCCAUUCAUAGUAGUGCUUUUUAGGAUAGUGCUAGAUAAUCCGUGCCAUGAGAAAACCAACAUAGUGCGUUUGCGACCAGCAUGGAUCCAGACCAGCCUGAUGUGUAUCAGGAUCCAUGCUGUUCGCUUUCAAAGCCUACUGCAAUUAGGUAAACCGUUAGCGAACAGCAUGGAUCCUGACCAGACUGCGCAGGCUGGUCUGGAUCCAUGCAGGUCACAAAUGCACUAUGUUGGUUUUCUCAUGGUGCGGCUCAAUUAUGGUUUUGUGAACAUAUAACCAAGAACUGUUUUAUCCUUGUGUAGAAUAUAAUGUGUGACAAAGCUAUGUUUGGUCUUCAGUUUCAUGUCUGGAUAGUAAAUAUUGCUUUAUAUAAAUGCCAUUUAAAAUGGCUUUUCAUUCAGAUAUUUAUUUUUAUACUGAAUGACAGGGAUACAUUUUAAACUUGAAACAAAACUGUUAGACCACACAUAAGCUUUGCUGUGGUUUUCUUAACCAUAUAUACAUGUUUAGAUCAUGACAUUUUGUAUUACAGUUAGAACAUUAGCAGGUCUUAAAUCUUGGGGGGUUGGGGUGACUUGGGAUUGGAGUGGUUUUAAAUCUGUUGCCCCACAUCCCUGGCAUGUUGAACCUCUCCAAGUUAAGAGUUCCCUCAUGUUAGACUACUUUAGAUCAGCUUGCUCAAGGUUUGUGGUAUUACAGAUGUACUCAGUGAUAGUACCUAAAUGUAAUAGGGAGACAUCACUAGUAAAGCCAAACUUUCACUGAACCACCUUGGGGUGUUACUGUAACUAUACAACAGUAAAAAUAUGACUUUAUGUCUUUGUGGAUAGUUUUAGACAUGUACUUGUUUAAUAGCCAAGUUCAGUAUAACACAAAUCAAGUUCUAUGUAUUUCUAUUACCAAACUGUCAUCACAAAACUGGUUCACAUUGCAAGGACAAAAUGUGUACAAUUACCAUGUUUUUGAGCUGAAUGGUAAAAAAAGUAAGGUUUGUGUUGUUUUUGGUUGGUGUUGGCUAUAGUUAUUGAUGUAACCAAACUGUUUGAAAUAAUCUCUGUUUUCUGAUAUAUUCUUUGUAUAAAUGUAACUUGUACACAUGGUAUUUUUGUAAUGCUUUAAUCUUUUACUGUUCAAGGCUUCAAUCAAAGUUAUACAGUUGCCUUAUGUGUUGUCUACCUUGUCUUGAGAAUGUUCUAUGAUACAGCAAAACUAAUGGAAGGAAAUAAUUCCGUAGAAACAUUGCAAGUACUGGCCACUUUUAACCUAACAUAAACCAAUGAAGGAAGCUCAGUAUUCAGCUUGUACAAUGUAUAUAAUGUGAAAUUACUCAAUCCUGUGGGCAUACAAUUCUGUUAUUUUGGACAAAAUGCCUUUUUCAUAGGGAUGUGAAUUUGAAACCAGAAAUAGGAAUUUUAUUGGUUUAUCUAAAUCCAGUCAACUACUAAAUAAGUUCCCUGUGAAUAAUGAUUUAACAGUGGAUAAAUCUUUUUAUUAUUUGAGUGCUAAAUUUUGUUUGAAACAAUUCAAGAUUCUAUCUUAAAGGAAGAAAAGAAUCCCUUGCACAUAAAAUUGUUGAGUACAAAUAGACAAAUAUGUUUGUGUUAAUUUUUCAUUGGAUGUACUUAUUGUAGUAGAAAAAGUAUAUUAAAGGUAUGUUUUACAGUUUAAAAAAGUCCUUUCUUGACUGUUUCUGUAUAAAAAAUCAGGUGGAAAAGAUGCAGAUAAAUAUUUUUAUACAUCAGUGUUACACAGCGAUUUGAUUUGCUGUAAUGGUGAGGGGUACAAAACUCGCUUUCGCUAGACAUUAUCUUUGUGUUUUUGGGCUGUUUUUUUUAGUACUUGUGACAUUUGUUAAAAUUUCUCUGUUCUUGAUUGGUGCAAUAUUUCUUUGUGCACACAGUACCCUUGCUUCACUGUCUUGAUUUUUUUUUUUUAAUUCUAACUGCUAAAUAUUUGUUUGGACUUAAAAAUGGCGAAGGUGGAAAAUACACACAGAAAAAUUUGUUAUUGAUAGCACAAAAGUUAACAUAUCAAAGAAACAAAAGAGUAGCGUUUGAAAUGAAUAAAAAAAAAACAUGGUCAUACGAGUAUUAAUUGUACUUUAUAUCCAUGUUGUAUAUUUUAAAUGGCAUGCUUUAUGCAUCGUUAUGCCAGUUUUAACCAUAGAAAUUUUUAUGGAAAGGAUAACAUUUUGUCGAGUUUUAAGAAUUUUUCUUGCUUAAUUCUUUCAACAUGUUAUAGUUUUGUUGAUUCUAAAUUUUAUAAAAUUGAUGCUUAUUAACAAAAGAAGAAAAAAUUCAGACAAGAAAACCUGAUCAGUUUUUUUUUUUUUUUGCAGAAGAAGUGUCUUUUAUUGUCAAAAACAGUUCCUUGAUUUUAAUACUAAUACAGUUUGCAUUAAUGACAUUAGACAAAUAAAUGUUAUCGGUAUGCCAUAUCUUUAACAGGUUAUUGAUCUGUCAGUGAUGGGUAUGUUAUUUUUAUUUUUUAUCUUUAAAGAAUCUAAUGUUACGUAUUGUUAAACCAGUUUAUGAUAAACUGUAAAAGACGUUUAUACUUUGGUCAUAUGUUGAAGUAUUUAUUUGCCAGAACAUUAGUAAUUUAGAGUAUCUUUAAUUUUUUAACAUUUAUGGAAGAUUAUAACAACAUUGAAGAAAUACUUCACUAAUUUACCCCAAAUUUUAUGUAUAGUUGAAAAGACAAAAUGAAAUUAGAAUUGGAUACAUUCAUUACCGGUAUUUACAAAUUAGGUGUAUACGGGAAAUAAAUAGUUCUGCAAAUGGUCCAUAUUAUAAUCAAGUGUGUUAGAUAUUUUCCCUGUUAUGCUUAACUGUUUGUUGUCCAUAAAAGUUUAAGUUGAAGUGAGUUCAUCAUGGAAUGUUAUUUCUUCUUAAUUCAGUUACUUUAACUGGAUGUGGUAGCCAUUUCUCACACAUGUCCAUGACUGCAUAUCAGGUUUAAUGUAAUUAAUUUUUAAUGUAGACUUUGUCUAUUAAUUUUUGGCUUUUUAGCACCCAUUUACUCAAUUCAAAACUGCUUUGGUUGAUAUGUAAGCAAAGAUGUGACAAAAAGAUGCAAAAAAGAGAAAUAGUGACCUAAAAAUUACCUGGAAUAUUGUAAAAAAAAAGGUGUGUAUGAUAUGUAAGCAUAGAUAUGUGUGUAGUCAAUGUUCUGACUGCUGCAUCUACAGUAGAUUAUACAUGUUGUAGUGAGCAUCUAUCUCACUCUAUCUGUCAUCAGUGUAAUGAAUGAUAUGUAGGGUGUGGAUGGCUGUAGUAAUUAAAAAGGUGUAAUCCA